Molecule: messenger RNA, 1614 nt
Organism: Oncorhynchus gorbuscha (pink salmon)
Lineage: Eukaryota; Metazoa; Chordata; Actinopteri; Salmoniformes; Salmonidae
Product: heterogeneous nuclear ribonucleoprotein A1-like
Molecular function (GO): RNA binding
Source: RefSeq, a predicted model, not a curated record
GCGGCAAUAGAUAACCAAUCGCUGAAUCCAAGAGGCGUAACCUCCCUACAUAUUGUACUCUUUGUUCCAUUUGCAGGAUCGUUGCAUUCUGUCGCAGAUCGUCUUUCUUCGAAUAAGGCAAAGGAAUCGUAAGCUACCAUCCACAAUGUCGAAGGAGGCCCCACGUGAACCCGAGCAGCUCCGCAAACUGUUCAUCGGAGGUCUGAGCUUCGAAACCACGGAUGAGAGUUUGCGGGAACACUUCGAACAAUGGGGAUCUCUUACAGAUUGUGUGGUCAUGAGAGAUCCAGCCAACAAACGCUCUAGAGGUUUUGGGUUUGUCACCUACUCCGGUGUGAACGAGGUCGAUGCUGCCAUGGAAGCACGCCCCCAUAAGGUUGAUGGUAGGCUGGUAGAGCCCAAGAGGGCUGUUUCCAGAGAGGACUCUAGCCGUCCAGGUGCUCAUGUCACAGUGAAAAAGAUAUUUGUUGGAGGUAUCAAGGAAGACACUGAAGACUCCCACCUACGAGACUACUUUGAGCAAUUUGGCAAGAUUGAAGUAAUAGACAUUAUGACCGACCGCACCAGUGGCAAGAAGAGGGGCUUUGCCUUUGUCACGUUUGAUGACCAUGAUGCAGUGGACAGGAUUGUCAUCCAGAAAUACCACACUUUGAACGGUCACAAUUGCGAAGUGAGGAAAGCAUUGUCCAGACAGGAGAUGCAGACAACAGGAGUGGGUAUGAGGGGUGGCCGCGGAGGUGGCGGUAACUAUGGCAGAGGUGGGGGAUAUGGAGGUAAUGAUUUUGACCGUGAUGGUGGAUGCUUCGAUGGCCGUGGAGGCAGGGGGGGUGGAUACGGAGGAGGAGAUGGCGGUUACAACAAUGGUUAUGGGGGAGGUGACGGUGGCUAUGGUGGAGGCCCUGGUGGUUAUGGCGGCGGUAACCGCGGCUAUGGGGGGGGGCAAGGUUAUGGCGGAGGACAGGGUGGCGGCUACGGUGGUGGAAAUGGCUAUAACGACUACAACAAUGGCAAUGGUGGAAACUUUGGCGGCGGGAACUUUGGCGGUGGUGGUGGCGGCGGCGGCGGCAACAACUACAAUGACUUUGGCAACUACAACAACCAGGCUUCCAACUACGGCCCAAUGAAGGGUAACAACUUUGGAGGCAGCGGUGGAGGUGGUGGGGGUAGCGGUGGUGGCAGCAGUGGUGGAAGCGGUGGUGGCGGUGGUGGCAGGAGUAGCGGUCCAUAUGGAGGUGGAUAUGGCGGUAACUCUGGAGGUGGCGGCGGCGGUGGAUAUGGCGGGGGCUCCGGUGGACGACGAUUCUAAAUGUUUGAGGACUCAGUACUUAGGAGAGGAGAGCGAGACAAAUGACAGGGCAGCUGCAGGUUUACACCCUAGAUCUGCUCAGCCAAACAGUUGUGGCAGGUUACAGCUGCUACAAGAAGAGAUGUGUACAAUAGAGAAAUCAUGGAGGGGCUUCAUACAUUUUUCUGUACUGUCAAACAGGUUUCUUAUGUUUCUGGAAAGCAAGCAUUCCGAUGAGGUUUUAUGUAGAUUUUGCAUCUAUGGUUUUUAUUUGUGUAACUGCAACAAUCAAGUUGAAAUAAACCACCUUUCAGUUUUUUAAAACUGUC